AUGGGGCUCCUGGGGCUCUGCUAUCUGCUCUACCACAACGACCAUCUGCACAUCAGCUUGAUCCCUCAGCGUGACAUCACCACCCAGCCCUGGGCAACCCCCAGCCUCCCCCCAACCCGAGCUCAGCCCACCCCUGCCCCGUGUGUGGCCAACGCCUCCGUACACAACAUCACUGACUUUGACAAGCUGCCCGGCCACGUGCAGGACUUCCUGCGCUACCAGCACUGCCGCUCCUUCCCUGCACUGCUCAACGUCCCUGACAAGUGUGGGGGUCCUGAGGGGUCCCCAAAUGUCAUCCUCCUCUUGGCCAUUAAGUCAUCACCAGCCAACUACGAGCGGCGGGAGGCGAUCCGCAGGACCUGGGGGCAGGAGACGAGCGUCGAAGGAGCCGCCGUCCGCCGGGUCUUUCUUAUAGGGGUGGACCCCAGAGCCCAGGAAGCCAAGAAGCUCAACCAGCUGCUGCAGCUGGAGCAACGAGAGCACAGGGAUGUGCUGCAGUGGAACUUCAAGGACACUUUCUUUAACCUGACCCUGAAGCAAGUCCUGUUCCACACCUGGCUGGAGCAGCACUGCCCCGGCGCCCGCUUCAUCUUCAACGGCGACGACGAUGUGUUUGUCAACACGGACAACAUCAUCCACUUCGUGAGGGCUACACCAGGAGCUCAGGAGCAGCAGCAGCAUCUCAUGGUGGGCUAUCUCUUUGUUGACAACAAGCCUGUUCGCCAGAGGAACAGCAAGUACUUUGUGCCCAAGGAGCUGCUGGCCGAGGAGCGGUACCCGCCGUACUGCGGCGGCGGCGGCAUGCUCUUGUCCGGCUUCACCGCCCGCGUCAUCGCCCGGGUCUCAGAGGAUCUCAGGCUCUUCCCCAUCGAUGAUGUCUACAUAGGUAUGUGUUUGGAGAAAGCAGGGCUGGCCCCUGCUUCCCACGCUGGCAUCCAGACCACAGGCUUGGGUGUGUUGGCCAGCACUGACUCCUUUGAUCCCUGUUACUACCGGGAGCUGCUGCUGGUGCAUCGCUUCCUGCCCUACGAGAUGGUGGUGAUGUGGGAGGCCAUCCAUGAGCCCCAGCUGUUCUGUGGCAAGAGCAAGAGUGUCUUCUAG
Colius striatus (speckled mousebird) is the source of this 1101-nucleotide messenger RNA. It is a transcript of the gene B3GNT3, whose product is annotated as UDP-GlcNAc:betaGal beta-1,3-N-acetylglucosaminyltransferase 3. The transcript has a single exon. Gene Ontology annotation, molecular function: hexosyltransferase activity. Lineage: Eukaryota; Metazoa; Chordata; Aves; Coliiformes; Coliidae. The record is from RefSeq and is a predicted model, not a curated record. The coding region runs from base 1 to 1101 and encodes 366 amino acids. Gene Ontology annotation, cellular component: membrane.